This is a messenger RNA of Helianthus annuus (common sunflower), 1101 nucleotides long. Its product is annotated as ankyrin repeat-containing protein ITN1-like. The record is from RefSeq and is a predicted model, not a curated record. Bases 1 to 1101 code for a protein of 366 amino acids. The transcript is spliced from 3 exons. Lineage: Eukaryota; Viridiplantae; Streptophyta; Magnoliopsida; Asterales; Asteraceae.
AUGGUGCUUCGUUUAACCUUCUCUAUGUUGUAUUUCCUUUUGUGGAAAGUUUUAGCAGUUACCAUGCCUCCAAUCAAGAAUAUAGAGAAUAAGAAAAAAGAGUACCAAAAAGCAAAGAAGGUUUUGAACUUGAUAUGUGCUCAUAUGGGCUCAUCAAAUGACGGUUACAGUGAACCACUUUUUGAAGCUAUACGCCAAGGUACCUACGAGGUUGUUGAUGAGAUCCUGUUUACAUCACCUGCUACAAUCAACUGUAAGGAUGAAGAAGGGUAUAACGUUAUUCAGUCAGCAAUAAUAAACCGUUCGGAGAAAGUAUACAACCUUAUCUAUCACAUAAUUGAGCACACAGAGUCUUAUAGAAAAAUCACAGAUUCUUCUGACAAUAAUCUUAUACACUUGGCUGGAAGAUUGGCCCCUUCAUUUGUACUCGCACGUAUCACAGGUGCAGCACUGCAACUACAACGAGAGCUUCUAUGGUUUGAGGAAGUGAAGAAGCUCUUGCUACCUAUAGAAGUUAGAGAGGUGAAUAUUUGUAAGAAAACACAGGGUGCAGUGUUCACCAAGGAACAUCAGGAUUUGAUGAAAACAACCACCGAAUCAUGCAGCAUCACUACUGCAUUAAUCAUCACAAUUGUAUUUGCAGCAGCAAUCACUGUACCCGGUGGAAGCAAUCAAGAAUCAGGCAGGCCUGUGUUCAAAAUGGAAAUUGCAUUUACUAUCUUUGCACUAUUUAAUGCACUCUCACUAUUUAAAGCGACUACAUCAUUACUACUGUUCUUAUCCAUCCUCACUACACGUUUUUCUGAAAAAGAUUUUCUCGUCAGUUUACCAAGAAGGUUGAUUUUUGGUCUUUCCAUGUUAUUCCUCUCUACAACUGGCAUGAUUGUAGCCUUUUGUGCAAUCUUGUUUCUAGUCUUUUGUGAUCAGAGACCAUGGAUGUUGGCACCAAUAGCUGGAUUUGCUUGCUUGCCGAUUUCAGUUAUUGUUGCUAUAAAACUCCCCUUACUUGCAGACUUGAUCCAGUCAACAUAUUUCCCCAUCUUUGGUAAGCGAAGUAGACUCGAGUCUUGUAAAGUAAACAGUGGCGGAGCCACACUUUGA